This is a messenger RNA of Mucor mucedo, 530 nucleotides long. Its product is annotated as D-tyrosyl-tRNA deacylase. The coding region runs from base 10 to 474 and encodes 154 amino acids. Gene Ontology annotation, biological process: tRNA metabolic process. Gene Ontology annotation, molecular function: D-tyrosyl-tRNA(Tyr) deacylase activity. Lineage: Eukaryota; Fungi; Mucoromycota; Mucoromycetes; Mucorales; Mucoraceae. Gene Ontology annotation, cellular component: cytoplasm. The record is from RefSeq and is a predicted model, not a curated record. The transcript is spliced from 4 exons.
CAAACAGUAAUGAGAGCUGUUCUUCAAAGAGUUACCAAAGCAAGCGUCACAGUGGAUGACAAGGUAGUUGGGUCCAUUGGGAAGGGCGUUUGUGUACUUUUGGGCAUCGGUACCGAUGACACUGACAAGGACAUUGACUACAUGGUCAACAAAAUUCUUAAUGUCAGAGUAUUUGACGAAAAUGGUAUCAUGUGGAAAAAGGGUGUCAAGGAUGCAGGUUUAGAGUUACUUUGCGUCUCCCAAUUCACACUUCAGGGGAUCACCACAAAAGGAAAUAAGCCUGAUUUUCACAAUGCCAUGAAAACCGAUCCUGCUAAAGCAAUGUACGAACAAUUUCUUCAAAAGCUUGGAAAAUCUUAUGAUCCAACUAAAAUCCAAGAUGGUGUUUUUGGUGCAAUGAUGCUCGUGGAUAUUGCCAAUGACGGUCCUGUCACUUUGGAAUUAGAUUCCAGAAAAUUCACCUACGAUAAAUAGACACGGAUGUCUACUUAAGAUGUAAUAAACUUGGACUAACAUGACAUAUAACACAA